UGACCCACCCACCUACCCAGUCAGGAGGGAGGAGGGAGAUGGUGGGGUUGAUGGAGGAGGAGGUGGAAUGGCUUGCCAAAUAUUUAUCGGCGAUGAUGAGAGGUGAUGAUAAGGUGAGGGAAGAGAGGGGGGAGAGAGGGGAGAAAGGAACGAGUAGCAGAAGGAAGCUGCACGGGAAAGGAGGAGGAACAUCGUCUCUUUUCAAAGUGGGUGGAUGGUGGGGAGAAGUUCAGAGUCGGGGUGGCCACACAGGAGUCACGUGAUUUAUUGGAGGCUAUAGCUGGUUUACGUAGAAUUUGCAUAAUUGCUGUAAAGCACUUUGGAAUAAGGCGCUAUAUAGAUACAUCUAGACAGGAUACAUUCGAUGAGAUGGAGUCAGGGUGUGGUUUGCCCCACACACAGAAGCCGCAUGCCUUACUGGAGGCUCUAGCCAUUUGAUGAAUCACGUCUUGAGCGGUGCUGAAUAUUUCUCUUCGCAGAGCCGUUCACAUAUCACGGUCACCACUGCCACCUCAACCACAAUAUCCAUCACCGGUGAAGAAGUUAACAAUCCGGUCGGAUUCAUUGAGAAGCUGAAGCGAUGACGGUUCGAGGAAUCCAGUCGUGGCAUUUCAAGAUGUACAUCAUCUCCUUGGGGCUCACGCUCAUGAUACCAUUACAAGUCUUUACUCUGCACACAGGCUGCGUGCAGGAGGCCGGCAUGACACUCUGCUGGUGUGAGCAAGGCUCCGUGUGGAGCGCCUCGAUGUGCAAUUCGCUGGGACCCUGCUUCCUCCACUCAGCCUCGGCGCAAGGGAAGAGCCCCUGCGCGUGUGUCCGGCAGUCGCCUCCCGACAGCGAGCGCUGCCUUCCCGCCACCCAGGCUUCCUCCUCGGCAGGGCACGCAGAUCCCGUCGUCCGCUGUCAUGGGGGCGUACCCAAUGGAGCCCUCGCGAGGAAAGAGAAAGGAGAAUUUUCCGAUGGGUGCGGGGAAGACAGCAGCAGUGGCGCAGAAGAAUUUCAAGGCAUUCGACGGCAUGGGGAGGGUAUCAUUACGGUUGAUGGUGGGAGAGAGCGCGACGUUCACCACGCGGAGGGAGCUGCCUUUGUUGGAGGAGUGAAAGAAGAUGGUGACAAUAGAGCUUCUAUUGUCCAAGCUGAAAGAGAUUCCGUUGACUUCGUUCCACCCAGGAAAGGACACGACGAUGUCAGGCACUCCAGGGAAGAUCGCAUUGUUCCUCUGGAAGGAGACCGUGUUCUUGAAGCCAAAGGAGAGGAAGGUGAGGUCAUUCGCAAGCGUAGGCAGGUUUUGCUUCCGGUCGAGGACCGCAAUUCAGACUUCAGGGAUCAAACGGAUGACUACGACAGCACAGACGAAUAUGAGACGAGUCCCAUGUCUACUUCAACAUCGUCCAUUCUGUCUUCACCAUUAUCAUUGAUGACACCAAUCGGUUCAACGAACACUGCAGGACAACAAACUCGGAGUUCCACAGGCCAGGCAGGUCCUGGCCCCAGCAUGGACUCCACUGGGAUGACCACGGCCACCAUCGUGGACGACGGAGACAGCACCGGCGAGUAUGAGGACAGCACCAGCACGGCAGCAGCGAGCACGGACGGGGACACGGCAAUGUUCGGUUCUACUCCGGCUGACCUUUCGCAAUUGACCAAAUCUCCUCCAACUGAAGUUUCGCCAUUGACUGCUUCUACUGCUACUCCACAAUGGACUUCCCACACAGUUUAUACCACUGCUGAUGUUGACCCUGUGACAGACUCCACCACAGGCUCCGAUGUCACUUCAGAGAUAGUUUCUGCAAGUCCAGGAGUCUCUCUCAUUCCAACGCCAAAUCUCUCUCCCGUUACAAGGCCGGAUGUCUCUCUCAUUACAACGCCAGAUGUCUCUCCCAUUACAAAUCCAAAUGUUUCUCUCAUUACAAAGCCAGAUGUCUCUCCGGUUACAAGGCCGGAUGUCUCUCUCAUUACAACGCCAGAUGUCUCUCCCAUUACAAAUCCAAAUGUUUCUCUCAUUACAAAGCCAGAUGUCUCUCCCGUUACAAGGCCGGAUGUCUCUAUCAAUACAAUGCCAGAUGUCUCUCCCAUUACGUCACUUGCCUCUCCCAUUACAAUCCCCGGUGGCUCUUCCGUUACAACGUCCCGUGUUUCUCCUUUUACAACACUUGGUGUCUCUUCCGUGACAAAUCCAGGCAUCACAUCAUCCACGGUGUCUCCCAAUGCCUGCAAAGAAGGCAGCUCCCCCAUACAAUGGAGAAACGUAAAUCUGAGUGAUGCCAGCAUCAAUGAGGGUGCCAAUGUGACCCUGACUAUGGCCGAGCCAGAAGUGGCACCGGAGUCGGUGAUGUGGUGGAGUAACGACACAGUGGUGGUGAAUGGAAGCGUGUUUACUCUAGGCGUCGCACCUGGAAAAGGACCCACACUUACGAUAAAAGGCAUCAACAAAAAACACCAGGGAGUCUAUUCUUGUGAGGCUUGUGUGGGAACCGUCCUGGUCAAGGGGAGCGUGACAUUGCCAAUCAUCCUUGCGGUGCCGGUCGUGGACAUCGAACAAAGCUCUCUGCCACAAAUCAGCGUCGCAUGCAGUGAGCCCACGACCCUGACCUGCUGCUUGACAUCACUGGAGGGAAAUAUGACGGUCACGUGGAAGAACGAAACAGUCCAAACAUCAUCAGUGACUGCCAGCAGCCUUUGUUCGACUUACAAAGCUACCAUCAGUAACCCGUGCCAGGAUACCGUAUACACAUGCACAUUCUCCAAUGAAGUUGGUGCGACUUCAUAUGCAAUUGCAGUUUAUUACAUUCCGACCAAUGAUAAAACGUGCCCCUCGAACUACCCGUGGCCAGAGACAAAGAGGAAUGGUGUCGCGCACGUCAGGUGCCCUCCGGGCUACAGGGGCACUGCCCUGAGGCGCUGCUCAGCCGACGGCGUCUGGGGUGCGAUCUUCAAGAACUGCACCUCAAACCGUUUCACCAAUGUCGAAGGCAAAGUGCAGCUAAUGGAGGACGGUAUCGGGAACCCCACAGAGUUGGUCCCACAACUCCUAGCGGAGAUGAAGACGAUCACGCAGGUACCAGAGCCCAGCAGCCAGGAACAAACCCUGCUGAUGGGGGAUGUGCGUUCGGCCCAUGCCUCCCUGGACAAGAUCAUACACGUGGCGUCGGCCAGAGAUGUCCGGUUCAACAAGAACGUAUCCAAGGAUUUCCUGGACUCUGCGAGUAAUCUCCUUGAUGGGUCCGUAAAAGAAUCCUGGUCACAGCUGGAGUUCAUGGGCAGUAUGGACAGCUCAAGCCUCCUCCAGACCACUGAGGACUUUACGCACCUCAUUGAUGCUGAAGAAUUCUUCUCCAGUGCUCGGACCUUAGGUUCAAAGAAGAGCAGAGAAGACUUUAACCUGAGUUCGAGUAACAUCUUGAUGGCUGGCUCGCUGUACCGGGCGGGUGAGACACCCACGGCAUACCACCAGCAGUUCAAGGUGGACGAGCAGACAUCAUCCGUUUACAUUGACAGCAUGGCCAUCUCAAACCUCACCGAAAAGUCCAACCUGACCAUCACCAGCAUGGCCUUCACCACGCUGAUGGACCUCUUACCCCUACGGCUGGCUCCGGGCCUAGCGAGCGAGGCCUCAUCUGGCCCCCCAAGUGUGGGAAGCCUGGUUCUGAGCACCGUGCUGAGUGGGGCCCAGGGAGGGAACAGCUCCAGCAUCUCCAUGAAUCUGGCGCUGAGAGGGGUGGAGCCAGGUGCCCCCCUCAAGAAAACCCCCCACUGCUCCUUCUGGGACUUCAAGUUAAAUGGCAGUGUUGGGGGGUGGUCGACCGAAGGCUGCAUGACCAGCAACAUCACAGACAACGCAGUUUCCUGUAUCUGCACUCACACAACCCCCUUUAGCAUCUUACGCUUACCGGAAACAAGCCAGGUGGAUCUCACCUUUGCCAUCAUUACCUACGUGUGUCUGAGCAUCUCCAACGUAUUUCUCAUCUUUGCUGUGGUCCUGGAGUCCAUGUUACUGCAUCAGAAUAAGCGAUAUGGCCAAGAGUCCAAUGGAGAGGAGAAUGACGAUGAUCAUGGAGGUCAUCACUCCCUUAGCCGCGGCAUCAAACUCAACAUCAUCUGCGCUCUGCUCCUCUCCCACGUUUGGUUCAUGGUGGCCAUCUCCAACUCAAACCCAACAGUCUGCUCGCUCUCACAGUUCUUCCUCCACCUCAGCUACCUCUGCGCAUUCUCAUGGCUACUAGUGCAGGCCAUUCACCUCCUGCUCAACGGCAACUCCAUUUAUGGGGGCUCGUCUGGGCGCAAGGUGAUGGCGGCUACCUUUGCCGGGGGCUACGGCCUGCCGGUGCUCAUUUCCGUGAUCACAGUCGCCGCCACUCACUCGCAGCCCGACUCGUGCUGGCUCAACUGGGACAGCAGCAAUGCCCUCUUCGCCCUCGUCAUCCCCGUCUUGCUCGUCAUUGCGGUGGAUCUGGCCGUCGCCGUCUACGUCUUGCUGCGAACUCGGCUCUGGGAUCACGACGGCCAGAAGCUGCAGGAGGGUGGGGGUCUGCUGGGCGAUUCCACCACUGGGAAGGCAUGGAAGCUGCUCAUUCUCAUGACGGGGCUGGCCGUGAUCUGGGGUGUGGGAGCUUACUUCUUCAUGCCUGAUGGAAAUAAGAUUCCUGCCGUCACAUACCUGUUUGCCGUCCUCAAUGCUAUCCAGGGGGUGAUCGUCGUCGUUUUCAACUCUUUACUGGAUGAAGAGGUGAAGCAGUUACUAAAUAGGUCUAUGACCAUUGUGAGCUACGAGGGGAUGAAAGAGAAAGAUUCGCCCCUUGUGGUCUCCGAGUACGACAUAGAGAACAACACGGUGGACGGAGUCUACCGAUUACAACGACCCAAUCAAGUCACCUGUGCGAUCUGCGGGGGGCUCCCGGAGGUCUCGUGCACCGAAUGCAAGCAGUCGUUCUGCCGCGGCUGCGACGAGAAGCAGCACGAGCGCCUCGACCGCAGGAACCACGAGCGGACCAUGAACGGCGGACAGAGCAAUGUCUGUGGCAUCUGUGGUAAGCCGACGGAGGUGACAUGCGACGACUGCGAGGGAUCAUUCUGUUCGGAAUGCGACGACAAGAGCCAUCGGCACCCAGAGCGCCUCUUUCACAAACGCUCACUUCGAAGCUCCUCCAGUAACCUUAUGGAGAUGUAACCACCUGGGGGUUGCAGUACAGAAUGAUGAACUUAAGUAUCGCAGUCACAUUGUCAAUUCAGUUCAAGAUAAGCUCUGCCGAAACACCAAAUUGAUAAGGGAGUUUCAACGUUGUGCGUUUCUACGUUUAUUUUUAACCAUUAACAAUGAUUAGCUUUUACCAAUUAUUGACAGAAUGAUGAAAAAUUUUAAGAGUUAAAUUUUGAUUUAAAGCUUUCGUGACUGCAGUAAUUCAUAUUCUUAGUUCU
This is a messenger RNA of Petromyzon marinus (sea lamprey), 5415 nucleotides long. Its product is annotated as adhesion G-protein coupled receptor F1-like. Gene Ontology annotation, cellular component: membrane. Gene Ontology annotation, molecular function: G protein-coupled receptor activity. Lineage: Eukaryota; Metazoa; Chordata; Hyperoartia; Petromyzontiformes; Petromyzontidae. Gene Ontology annotation, biological process: cell surface receptor signaling pathway; adenylate cyclase-activating G protein-coupled receptor signaling pathway. The record is from RefSeq and is a predicted model, not a curated record.